GUUAGUUUGUUUGAAUUCUUCGACAUCCGUGCAGUACUAUGGGGAAUUAUCUGUCAACCAACUAUAUUCUUCCUGAAGAAACGCUUGUCACUUAUGUAGAAUUAACAUACUUAACAAGGAAUGAAAUAAAGUAUAUUGUUAAAAUACUUGACAAUGUAAAUCCAGGAAAACUUGGUGAAAAUAUUCAGCAUCGUUUCACUAUUGAUGAAGUCGAAACCAUAUUGCCACAAAUUCGAUGCAGCCCGUUUCGUGAUUCAAUAUAUCGAGUAUUUUCUUCACAAAAAGACAAUCAUUUAAGUUUGGAAGACAUAUUGGAUUUAUGUUCUGCCUUCUCUAAACAUUGUCCUUCGAAAAUUCGUGCUGCUUGGGCAUUUUACAUUUUUGACUUCGACGGCGACAAUCAAAUCUCAGUGGACGAUUUGAUCGAAACUGUGCACAGAUUGACACGGAGCGACCAGGACGAACAUGAAACCAUUGAUUCGGCGACAGCGGAACACGUCGCGCGAAUGAUACUUCAAGAGAUGGUGUUCACUCAACAGGGAAGCAUUUCCUUCGAAGAAUUUAUACGUUUCGCUUCGAGAAUUGCAGAAUUCUCGUCAACAUUCUCGUUUCAUUUUAAUGUUUAAUUAUGCUCAUAUUAUGGUAAUUAUUUCCGUAACUUUGAUAUGCAUAUUGGAGCAAAUGUACGACUUUGUACUCCAAAUUCAUGUGCAUGCAUAUCAUUACAUAAUUAAGCAUGAUUAUAUAAUUUUCUCAAAAAGGCAUUUUCACAAAUUAAUUCUAUUCGAACGGAAUUAUCGACCAUUUCGUAAGGAAAAAGACACGCAUAGAUGUGCUUUGCAAUGAAUUUCGCAUAAUAUAUUCAAUUGCAUGUUGCUUUACAACUGAAAAAUGUUAUUAUUCAUGGUUACUAUUAUAUUAUUGUACAUGGUAAUACAAAUUUAUAGCACUGCCGGGGGUAUGCUUUUAAAUACGCAUAAUUAUCGAUUUUGUAACCUUAGCGAUAUAAUUAAUGUUUCAAUUAUUAGAUCGUAUCUCCUACAUAGAAAUUUUCGAUAUCCUAAACGAAAAUUUUAUUACAUACAAGUCGAUAUACUUAUUGUCAUGUAUUUGAUAAGAAGAGUUCAUUUCUUAGAAGGAUAUGUAGAAUGAUAAUGGUAUCGAUUACAUUAGAUCGGUGGAAAAUAAAUGACCUAUCGGUAUUUACAUUUUUAAUUCAUUACCAAAAUAUACAAUCUUACUUAUUAUUAAUUUUUUUAGUAAAUAAUCACGGUUAUCGACUAUUUACGAGACUACUUUGUCAUUUUCUUUUUUCAAAAAUAAUUAUAAAUUUAUCGGAGCGUCCUACCGUAUAAAAUUAUUUAAUUUUCUCCAAAAUAUAACAACAGAUGAGGCAGACAAACAUGAACAAAUUCAUAUUUCAACUUUAUAGCAUUUACAGCGAUAUAUAUGUACGUAUAUACAACUAACUAAUAAAGAUAAUUAGAAAUGAUAGACAAUUAUUUCCCACCAAUCCAAUAUAACAAAAAUGUCACAUAUUAUCAAUAGAUAUAAUAUUGUAAAGGAAUUUAUGGUAUAUAUGUACAAGGAUGAGAGAGGGAGAGAGAGAGAGAGAGAGAAUUUGUUGCGGAACAGAGCAGGCAAGUAUUGUAGUAAUUUGUAGAUUUGGUUGUCUUGUAACUAGUGAAUUAAACUGCUACCAAAAAGAGA
Molecule: messenger RNA, 1710 nt
Organism: Bombus terrestris (buff-tailed bumblebee)
Lineage: Eukaryota; Metazoa; Arthropoda; Insecta; Hymenoptera; Apidae
Product: calcium and integrin-binding family member 3
Exons: 5
Coding region: 39-626 (195 amino acids)
Molecular function (GO): calcium ion binding
Source: RefSeq, a predicted model, not a curated record